UUCAGUAGCAUCUUUUUUUUUUCCUCUUCAGCAACUGACAAUACACUCACAAAAUGGUGGACGGAAAUCACCCGGCCGACGACGAGAUGUCUGAGGCGGAGCCGCAGCAGCAUCCUCCGCCGGCACCGACGCCAGAUCAAAUUCCCGCGGCGCUCAGCCACGGCGGCCGCUUCAUCCAGUACAACAUCUUCGGCAACGUCUUCGAGGUCACCUCCAGAUACAAACCCCCAAUCAUGCCAAUCGGAAAAGGCGCAUACGGCAUCGUUUGCUCGGCUGUGAAUUCGGAGACGGGUGAGCAUGUUGCUAUUAAGAAGAUAGCGAAUGCUUUCGAUAAUAAAAUCGAUGCGAAGAGGACUCUCCGUGAGAUCAAGCUUCUGCGUCACAUGGAUCAUGAAAAUAUUAUUUCAAUCAGAGAUGUAAUUCCACCGCCACAAAGGGAAGUGUUUAACGAUGUUUACAUUGCAUAUGAGCUUAUGGAUACUGACCUCCAUCAAAUUAUCCGGUCUAAUCAACCUUUGUCGGAGGAGCAUUGUCAGUAUUUUUUGUAUCAAAUCCUCCGAGGCCUGAAAUACAUACAUUCAGCAAAUGUCCUACACCGGGAUUUGAAGCCAAGCAAUCUUCUUCUGAAUGCAAAUUGUGACCUAAAGAUCUGUGAUUUUGGACUGGCACGAGUCACAUCUGAAACUGAUUUUAUGACUGAAUAUGUCGUCACAAGGUGGUAUCGGCCGCCAGAACUUUUGUUAAAUUCAUCCGAUUACACUGCAGCUAUCGAUAUAUGGUCAGUCGGGUGCAUAUUUAUGGAAUUGAUGGACCGGAAACCACUGUUUCCUGGUAGAGAUCACGUGCACCAGUUACGCCUGCUCAUAGAGCUGAUUGGUACACCAACAGAGGCUGAGCUAGGUCUCUUGAAUGAAAAUGCAAAACGAUACAUCAGGCAACUCCCUCAUUAUCGUCGACAGUCAUUCACCGAAAAGUUCCCUCAGGUGCACCCUCUUGCUGUUGAUCUCGUCGAGAAGAUGCUGACAUUUGAUCCCAGGCAACGGCUCACAGUCGAAGGCGCAUUGGCCCACCCAUACCUGAACUCGCUCCACGACAUCAGCGACGAGCCCACUUGCUCGGUCCCUUUCAGCUUCGACUUCGAGCAGCAUGCUCUCACGGAGGAUCAGAUGAGGGAGCUGAUCUACCAGGAGGCGCUCGCGUUCAAUCCGGAUUAUCGGCGCAUGUGAGGAAUCUGCUGUCCUGAGAUUCUCUGUUGAAGUAAUGAAUGUUGUAUGUGUUUUUGCUAUUUAUUUAAGUAUCUGUGGUGUAGUGUACAUUAUCGUCCAUCCCAAACAUGGAUGGCUUCCAUUUUUAGAAAUAUAUAACGAUGACAUAAAACUACCAUUUGAUGUACUGCUUCAGACAUUAAUAAACUGAUCGUGAGUUGCUUUUCUUUCUA
Molecule: messenger RNA, 1438 nt
Organism: Salvia hispanica
Lineage: Eukaryota; Viridiplantae; Streptophyta; Magnoliopsida; Lamiales; Lamiaceae
Product: mitogen-activated protein kinase homolog MMK1-like
Biological process (GO): protein phosphorylation
Molecular function (GO): MAP kinase activity; ATP binding
Source: RefSeq, a predicted model, not a curated record